Messenger RNA from Lasiodiplodia theobromae, 507 nucleotides. Its product is annotated as Short chain dehydrogenase reductase. The coding region runs from base 1 to 507 and encodes 168 amino acids. The transcript is spliced from 3 exons. Lineage: Eukaryota; Fungi; Ascomycota; Dothideomycetes; Botryosphaeriales; Botryosphaeriaceae. Gene Ontology annotation, molecular function: oxidoreductase activity, acting on the CH-OH group of donors, NAD or NADP as acceptor. The record is from RefSeq and is a predicted model, not a curated record.
AUGGGCAGAAUUCCGCCAGGAAUGCCCAAAGGAGCCCAAGUCACCAAAAACUUCGAGAACGCCAAAGACCCCCAGAACCCCCAGAACACCAAGAACGCCAAAGACCCCAAAAACGCCCAGGACCCCAAAAACACCAGAGACCCCAAGAACACCAGGGACCCCCAGAACCCUAAAGAGUCUUCGUACUUGGUGGCCUUGGCCCCGCCCUGCUCCGACAGUACACUCAAAGAAGAUGUCACUUGGCUACCAAGCAUCGCCGUCUCAGAUUCCCCCUCCUACGAUGCGCAGGUUACCUUGUACAAAACGUCCGCCAUAGCGCCUACGCUCAUUGUCUCCGCUCUCACCGCAGCCAUCCUCCUCCGCACCGGCAGCAAGGUGAUACUUGUCUCUAGUGAGAGCAGCAGCAUCACCGUACGGCACAAAAUUGAGGGUGGUGGCAAAUAUGGCCACCGUGCCAGCACAACCGCGCUGAACAUGGUCGGCAAGCUUCUGCGUUUUUUGACCUGA